ACAUAUUUCUCAACGCGUAAUCACCGCAAUUGCUUUCGGUAAUUGCACACUUCCCUCUUACUUCACCUGCUUGCCCAUCUCUACUCCUUCCUUUUUGGGUUUUUUUAUAGCGCUUUAUCUUCUCUACUCAACGCAUUUGCUUUUAGAUCUCAAUCUCUCUGUCUCACACUAGGUCUCAAACAAAAUGGCUCGCGUAUUCAUGCUUCUUGCUCUCUGUGUGCUACCGGCCCUUGUAAGUGCUGCUCGCCCUGGAAGAAACCCAUUUAGUGUUCAAGGACUCGUGUACUGUGACACUUGCCUUGCUGGUUUUGAAACCCCCAAAACGACUUACAUUGCAGGUUCCAAGGUUAAGGUGGAAUGCAGGGACAGGAAGACACAAGAUCUUGUCUAUAGCAAGGAAGGCACAACAGACUCAACUGGAAAAUACAUCAUCACUGUUGAUGAGGACCACAAGGAUCAAAUCUGUGAUGCCAUGCUAGUUAGCAGCCCCCGCAAGGACUGCAGCUCACCAUCUGCAGGCCGUGACCGUGCCCGUGUUAUCUUGACCAGUUACAAUGGUCUUGUAUCAACCACUCGCUAUGCCAAUUCUAUGGGUUUCAUGGCUGCACAGCCCAUGUCUGGAUGCACUGAGCUUCUCAGGUCAUACCAGGAGUUCGAUAAUUAGAGUUUCACUGAGUUACUCUGAAGUGUCUAGUUGACUAAAUACUUGCGUGGUUUAUUAUUCUAUUAUUAUCUAUUAAGAUUGUUACCCGUAUUGAUUUGUUUCUCGGUGUUUUAGAGGGCUAUUAAUUUAUCCUUGUUAAUGGACUCAGUUGGAAUUUCUAAGUACUGUAUGCAAGUCACAUUUUGAGUA
Populus nigra (black poplar) is the source of this 853-nucleotide messenger RNA. Its product is annotated as pollen-specific protein C13-like. NCBI's taxonomy places the organism in Eukaryota, Viridiplantae, Streptophyta, Magnoliopsida, Malpighiales, Salicaceae. The transcript is spliced from 2 exons. The record is from RefSeq and is a predicted model, not a curated record. The coding region runs from base 185 to 664 and encodes 159 amino acids.